Molecule: messenger RNA, 3537 nt
Organism: Limulus polyphemus (Atlantic horseshoe crab)
Lineage: Eukaryota; Metazoa; Arthropoda; Merostomata; Xiphosura; Limulidae
Gene: Spf30
Product: survival of motor neuron-related-splicing factor 30-like
Exons: 7
Coding region: 31-804 (257 amino acids)
Biological process (GO): mRNA processing; regulation of alternative mRNA splicing, via spliceosome
Cellular component (GO): precatalytic spliceosome; nucleus; cytoplasm
Molecular function (GO): RNA binding
Source: RefSeq, a predicted model, not a curated record
AAGUAAGAUUGACGUGAUCCUGUCUGGAAAAUGGCGUCAGAAGAUUUGACUGGAAAUUUACAAAAUUAUCAAAUUCAACUACAACAGGUAGAGUUUGCCCUAACAUCUGACCCAGAGAAUGAAGAACUGCUGAAGUUAAAGAAGGACUUGGAGGAAGUCUUAAACUUAACACAAGAGCUUCUUAAAGCUGGUUCAAGUGAUACAGUUGGAACAGCAGCAUUAACUGAAGAAGCUGGAACUGGUCCAAAGCAGAUCAAAUACAGUUGGCAACCUGGAGACAAGUGUUCAGCCCCAUGGUCUGAUGAUGGACAGUAUUAUAAUGCUGUCAUUGAUGACAUCACUGAGGAUGGACAAUGUACUGUAACCUUCAUCAGUUAUGGAAACACAGAUGUAACUUUAUUAUCAAAGUUGAAGCCAGUUAUUGGAAAUCUCGAUGGAGAAGGUGGUGGGGAAACUGCUUUAAAAUCCAAGAAACAGAUAAUUAAAGCCCAAAGAGAGUAUAAAAAAAAGAAGGCACAGAAAAAAGCUCAAAGGUUAAAGCAGAUUGAAGAAGAUAGAGAAAAAGAAAAGUCCAAAUGGCAACAGUUCAAUUCUAAGGCUUUUUCCAAAAACAAGAAAGGCCAGGUCAAAAAGAGUAUUUUUGCUACUCCAGACAACAUCAAUGGUCGAGUGGGAGUGGGCACAUGUGGAAUUGGAGGGAGACCCAUGACAGAAUUUCAUCAGCAAGAAAAAUGGAAGCGACCUAUGAUUGGACCUCUUGGUCAGAAUGGACCACCACAACAGAGUGAUAAGUUCUUUGGUUAGGUAAAGCAUUGUAAAUAUCCAGCCUGAGUCACCAUCACCCAGUACCUCAGAAUAAUAAUAUCAUUAAUACAACAUGAGGUCAGGUGUAUUAGACAAACAGCACCUGAGACAUUAAGCAACUUUUCCAGAUCCAAAUGUGACAUUGAGGUUUCUCAGAGCCUCACUUUAAAAGAGAUGUGUGAUAUCAGUGUUUGCUACUGUUAAUUCAAGCAGAAAUGAAAUUAUAAACAUCAUAGUCAAAAUCACUAAAUCCUUUUAUUUUUUAUGUUCACAAAAAUUUGUAAUUGUAAAUGUACAAAAGGGUAAAAGUAUACAAAAGUACUGGUGUAAAUCUAAUUCUUUGAAAUUAUGAUUUCACAGUUGUACUAAUUUUCCCAGUAGCUACAGUGAAUGCAAAAAAAAAGUAAAAAUAUGUUUGAAGUUUACUUGCAUAGCAUAAACCAUCACUUCUCUGUCUUUGAUUCUUAUGCUUAAUAGUAUUAAGUAAAAUAAAAUAUUAGUGUUAUGUGGAUUCAUCUUUUUUUUUUUUUUGCUUAACUCUAUUUUUAUAGAAUCCUACAAAUUUGCUCUCAGCAAAUUAACAUAUUUUACUUACCUGCUGUCCUGAUCUUUCAUUUUGCUUUUUGUUGACGAGCACUUAACUGUCAGAUGUAAAAUUUUAAUUUGAUUAGGAUGUAUUUAGAGUAAAUAAUCCAACAUUAAUCUUGAUUCAAAUAUCAGAUGAGUUUUCUGGUUUUAUGUUUGUUCUUCAUACAGGUAUAUCAUACACACUCAGUAAAAGGAUACCUGUUCAUUAAAGCUGUGCUUUUAGUGAAUUUUAACAUUAUUCAGACCUUAACAGUGUAAAGUUUUUCAGGUUGACUCUGUUAUCGUAGCUUGCUCCUUACUUUUGACGUAGGUCUUCGGUGGAUUGUGUGCUGGUAAAAUAAUAUAUGGAUAAUUUUUCUCUCCACUAAUGUGUAUUUUCUUGAAGUUUUGAAAAACCUAUUGCUAUGUAUAGUGAAUCAAAACCUCAUUCUUUCACAGUUUCACUAGCAUAUUUUUCUUUCAAAGCUUUUUUUUAACGUAGUUGCCAUCUGCUGAUUAUUAUUAUGUUUGCUGUAAAGCUACUUUCCACAAAGGGUAAAAAAUUUGAAGAUUUCUCCUAGCCUUGAAAUUAGUGAUGAUAUCUUAAUGAAACAGUGCUUAUAAGUUGUAAUGAAAAUAGCUUAUCAACCAUGAUUUAUGUUUUUAAUAAUUCUAGCUUUCAGCCUGCUUUUAAAAGGAAUCAUCAGUAAAAAUGAAACUUUAACAGAAAGUUAUUUUCAACUUAAUUCAUUUAUUUGACAUAGUAAUUGGGUGACCAGUCUUACAGUGUAAGGAGAUCAAAAAUAUUUCUUUCCAAAUGAAAUAUGUUCUUAAUUUAACUUCCUGAUGAGCAAGUUAAUCAUAAAAUUUAUAUUUCUGCAAGUUUCAUUCGAUUGGGUAAUUUCCUAACGAAGUAAAACUUAGUAAUCAGUACUGUGCUCUCCUCACAGCAUUUAAUAAUAAAGAAGCAUUGAAGCCUUUUUGAUAUCCAGUCUGUUUUUUACUUUGUUAUGAAUAUGACUGAAAUUACUAGAUAUGCACUCAGUGGGUGUAGAAGUGGCAGGUGUACCCAGCAGCUGAAGGGCAUUAUCCACAAAUUCAGAUCAAAUGCCAGAUGCCUUUAUAUCUCUCUACCAGGUUACAGGGUUGGGUUGAAUGGCUGACUCUGUAAAAAAGGAGGCUGAGAAAUGGGACCUCUUGGCCUCAAAGGCAGUAAGGGUGGUAAUUGAUGUAGGGUUCAUGAGCUAAAUGUUGACAGUCUCAAGCUGUUCAGGAUUGAGCUCUUCUCAUACAUAUUUUGAGUAUCAUUAGUGGGUCAUUAAAUGUUCAAGCUUUAAAAUCUGGUUAAAGCAACCAGUGACAGCUUUUGUGUAGGGCUUAAGAAUGGAGUUACUAAAAGAUCAGUCCAGGGAUGACAGGCUUCCACUUUAGCAUUGAUUAGUAGCAUUUGCAAUGGGUUAAAUUUACUCUAGCAGGUCUCUCUUUUUGUACGAGUUGUAAUCCAUUAUAAUUCAUUCCAAUGCUGCAUCUGUCUCAUACUCAUGUCCUUUUACUGUCUGCAUCAGAAACACCAUGUUGUGAAGGGCUAUGUCAAGGCUGUCUUUUCCACCUUGCAUCUUCAGGCCUUAGGCUUGUGGUGGUAUUUCAUAUACUUACGGAUUCCCACUAUAUAUAUAUAUAUAUUUUACAACACCCUGCAGAGUAAUAUCCUGUUCCAAUAAAUUCAACAUGUGUGCAGAACACACAUAUACACCACAAGAUCAUCAUCUGCUUUCAAUGCAUUUUUUAUAUUUUCCAUAUUUCUAGCAUUAUCAAUAACCAUGCUUUUUACUACACAGUUAUACUCAUCACUGAUAACAUCCUGUAGUGUCUUGACUUUGCUUUAAGUUAAUGUCAUAAUUUUUGAUAGAAAUUUGAUCUUUCCCAUCUAAAGCAGUCCAAUACAAAGAAACAUGUUGAAAAUAAUAGGUUUUGGAACCCAUAAACUGUGGUGACUUAUUCAAAAUAGUUAGAAUCUGACAUUAUGAUGUGUGAAAAGAUAUCUUUAAUUUGUCAGGUAUUCGGUUUAUUUCUGUCUCAUAGAAAAGUUUCAAUGUAUGUACAUGUAUGUUUGCCUGUACUAUAUCUGCAUUUGAUUUAAUAAAUAUUUGUGUUGUUUUUAACAAA